AUGUCAGAUAUUAAAGCUAUCAGAAGUGCUGCUUCCGCAGUAGUUUCCGAAAAUGGGCGUGUCUUAGAAAAGUUUGCAAAUCAAGAUCGAAAGGACUACUAUCAUAUCUCUUUGGAAGAAAUGGUUUAUGAAGCAAAGCUUCAAAGGGAGUUGGAGAAGUCUGAGGAUUGGGGGGAAGCGGCUCCAUCUGUGCCAAUGUUGGAAUUGAUCAGGGUUAAAUUCUUCGGAAAACUGCCUCGUUCUUCCGGUUCAGUUUCAAAUUCAAAUUCUGCUGAUGUUGUGGUAGAUACAAAGCAAGAUAGCUCUGAAGGUGAUUAUGACCUUGUUUCCGAGCCACUUAAUAAGAGUUUGGAAAAUGCCAAUAGAAUGGUAAGGACAGCAUCUUGGGGUUCUGUGUUUUACUUGAUUACAACUGAUAUUCUUGGACCCACAAGUGCUCCUUACGCAGUUGCACAGCUCGGCUAUGUCCCGGGAAGUUUGAUAUACUUGUUGUUCGGUAUGGCCGCCGCUUAUACUGGUUACCUUUUGUGGGAUCAGUUCUUGAAACUUGAUUCCCAGAAAUAUCCCUUACAGUCAUUCGGUGACGUUGUGGGGCGUAUUUAUGGUAAGUAUACCAGAUACGGUGUUGAUUGUCUUCAAAUAAUCCAAUUGCUCUUCAAUGUUGCAGUUAUCAUUCUUGGAAAUGGUCAAGGUUUAUCUGAAGUUACGAAGGGUAAAGGAUGCUAUACUGUCUUGAUUUUAGUUUGGGCAAUUCUUGGUAUGAUUGUUGGCCAAAUUAAAUCAUUACAGAAGUUUGGAUUCUUGGCUAAUCUCGCAAUUUGGAUGAAUGUCUUUGUUAUCAUUGCCACUAUGGCUUGCGUCUCUAAUGAGUUACCUGAUUAUACUGCUGCCGGUAUGACUGCUGCGCCUGUGGUUACUCAAGCUGUUAUUAGUGGCGCUGGAUCGACCUCAUUCCAAAAUCAAUUAAGUGCAUGCAUGAAUAUCGUCUACGCUUACGGUGGUGCUAUGGUCUUCAUUGAAUUUAUGUCUGAAAUGAAGAGACCUCGUGAUUUCAUUAAAGGUAUGGCUUGUGCUCAACUCUUUAUUUUCACUUGUUAUCUUCUUUUUGGUUUAAUUGUGUACCACUACCAAGGCCAAUUUGUUGUGAAUCCAGCAAAUCAAGGUAUCAGUCACUACGGGUGGCAAACUGCAACUAACAUUAUUAGUUUACUUUCUGCUAUUAUCGCAGGUGGUCUUUACGGAAAUGUCGGUAUAAAGGUCUUUUAUACAUCUUUCAUCCAAAAAAUCAUGAAUGCACCAGAUCUUCAUACUAAGAAAGGUAGAGUGGUUUGGACCAUUUUAGUUAUUCUUUACUGGGGUUUAGCAUUUGUCGUUGCUUCUGCUAUUCCAGAGUUUUCCUAUUUAACUUCGUUGGUCGGCUCUGUUUGUAUCUUGCAAUUUACUUAUACAUUCCCUCCUAUUAUGCAAUUUGGACUAGACUUACAAAUUGCCGCUAUGCAAGGAGAUGGACCUUAUGACCCAGUCAACAAAGUCGCCAACCGUGUUGAUUCUUGGAAGAACCUCUCUAGAUGGGUUCGUGCUUACAAAGUGAACUGGCUCAGAAAUACAUUUCACAUCAUGUUUUUCUUAGCUUCAUUAGCCACUGCUGGACUUGGUAUCUAUACUUCGGGAGAAGAAUUUGCCAGUUCAUUCGCUGAUGGAGUUACCACAUCUUUCACAUGUGUUUCCCCCGUUGCUUAG
Molecule: messenger RNA, 1740 nt
Organism: Dujonia railenensis
Lineage: Eukaryota; Fungi; Ascomycota; Pichiomycetes; Serinales; Debaryomycetaceae
Source: the annotation of a GenBank genome assembly